AUGAGUGCGUGCAGCAGGAAGGCCCUCACUUUGCUGAGCAGCGUCUUUGCAGUCAGCGGCCUGGGACUGCUGGGAGUAGCAGUGAGCACCGACUACUGGCUAUACCUGGAGGAGGGCGUCAUCGUGCCUCUGAACCAGAGCGUCGACAUCAAGACCUCUCUGCACUCGGGCCUCUGGAGAGUCUGCUUCGUGGCCGGCGAGGAGUCGGGCCGCUGCUUCACCAUCGAGCACAUCAUGCCCAUGAACGUCCAGCUGACGUCAGAGUCUACAGUGAACGUGCUCAAGAUGAUCCGGUCCGCCACUCCCUUCCCGCUGGUCAGCCUCUUCUUCAUGUUCAUCGGUUUCGUCUUGAACAACAUCGGACACGUCCGUCCUCACCGCACCAUCCUGGCGUUUGUCUCUGGAAUCUUCUUCAUCCUUUCAGGUCUGGCUCUGGUGGUGGGUCUGGUGCUGUACAUCUCCAGCAUAAACGAUGAAAUGCUGAACAGGACGAAGAGCAGCGAGGCCUAUUUUUCCUAUAAGUACGGCUGGUCCUUCGCCUUCGCUGCCUUCUCCUUCCUGCUCACUGAGAGUGCUGGUGUCAUGUCCGUCUACCUGUUCAUGAAGCGCUACACAGCGGAGGAGAUCUACCAGCCGCGCCACCCCAACUUCUACCGGCCUCGCUUCAGCAACUGCUCCGACCACUCGGGCCAGUUCCUCCACCCGGAGGCCUGGUCGCGUGGACGAAGCCCUUCGGACAUCUCGAGCGAAGCCUCCCUGCAGAUGAGCGCCAGCUACCCGGCUCUCCUCAAAUGUCCCGAAUACGAUCAGGUGUCAUCCUCGCCCUGUUGA
Stegastes partitus (bicolor damselfish) is the source of this 831-nucleotide messenger RNA. It is a transcript of the gene cacng5b, whose product is annotated as calcium channel, voltage-dependent, gamma subunit 5b. Bases 1 to 831 code for a protein of 276 amino acids. The record is from RefSeq and is a predicted model, not a curated record. Gene Ontology annotation, biological process: calcium ion transport; neurotransmitter receptor transport, postsynaptic endosome to lysosome; transmission of nerve impulse. Gene Ontology annotation, cellular component: postsynaptic density membrane; AMPA glutamate receptor complex. The transcript has 5 exons. Gene Ontology annotation, molecular function: voltage-gated calcium channel activity; channel regulator activity. NCBI's taxonomy places the organism in Eukaryota, Metazoa, Chordata, Actinopteri, Pomacentridae.